GACUGGAAGAAGAGGUCAUGGCCAUGGAGGAGGCGACGGCGACGGCGUUUGGCUUCCCGGCGGAGGUGCGGCCGGGGGGCACGCGGGUGGGCUGGAUCGGCAUCGGCGUCAUGGGCGGCGCCAUGGCCGCGCGCCUCCUGGCCGCCGGGUUCGCGGUGACCGCCUACGCGCGCACGCCGGCCAAGGCGGGGGCCCUGGUCGCCGCCGGAGCGCGCCUCGCGGACUCGCCGGCCUCCGUGGCCGCGGCCUCCGACGUGGUCUUCACCAUGGUCGGCAACCCCGGGGACGUCCGCUCCGUGGUCCUGGACGCAGCCUCGGGCGCCCUCGCGGGCCUCCGCCCCGGCGGCGUCCUCGUGGACUGCACGAGCUCGUCCCCCUCCCUCGCGCGCGAGGUCGCCGCGGCCGCGCGCGCCGCCGGCUGCCACGCCGUCGACUGCCCCGUCUCCGGCGGCGACGUCGGCGCGCGCGACGGCACGCUCGCCCUCCUCGCCGGCGGGGACGAGGCCGUGGUGGCCUGGCUCGCCCCGCUCUUCGCGCACCUCGGCCGGCCGACCUACAUGGGCCCACCCGGCAGCGGGCAGAGCAGCAAGAUCGCGAACCAGAUCGCGGUGGCCGGCGCCGUGGUCGGCCUCGGCGAGUCCCUGGCCUUCGCCGGAGCCGCCGGGCUCGACGAGCGGCUGUUCCUCGGCGCGGUGUCCAAGGGCGCCGCGGGGUCGCGCGUGAUGGACAUCUUCGGGGAGCGCGCGCUGAGCCGCGACUUCUCGUCCGGGGGAUCCGUGCGGUACAUCAUCAAGGACCUCGGCAUGGCGCUGGAGGUCGGCGACGGCCAGGAGGAGGAGGAGGUCAACGUGCUGCCAGGGUCGGCGCUGUACCGGCAGAUGUUCUCGGCCAUGGCGGCCAACGGCGACGGCGAGCUGUGCCUGCAGGGACUGAUCACCGUCGUCGAGCGCCUGAACGGCAUAAUGCGCAAGUAAGGCAAGACCGCAAGGCAGGUGUUCGUCAAAAUGCGGCAGCCGGAUAUGAAUCUCAUGGUCAUGUACUAUUAUUAGUUCAGACAAAAUUCGAUCUCUAUGGCAUGUUUUUAAGCAACAAUUCGUUAACCUUAUCAUGGAUGAUAAUGUUAUCGUGCUUUUCUCGCUGAUUUGUGGAUGUUAUUUUUGCUGCUUCCUUCUUGAUGUAACAUUAGUGGUUCAGUUAUUUUUGCCAAGUGUGGUAUUCAGAUGAUAUGGUAGUAGUAAUCUGAGAGCCAAGGAGCAAUUUGCAAAGGCUGCAAAAUUCCAAGGGCCUCUUGCUCAAUUCCAGGUGUCUGUCAGGUAUUUGCACCGUGCAAGAUAGCAUAUCUACUCUGGAGCCUCCUCUGUGCAGUGCACUGCUUCAGUCUCCUUAUCUCUUUCACUCCCAGAAACCUUCAGCAGCAACAAUGGCAGCGCCGGGCUCCCUAGGACUUCUCCAGGCGCCGUCCUUCUCCGCGGCCAAGUGCCGUCCGGUGGCGGCGAGCCGGGGAGCGGCACGAGCCGUGUUCGCCGUCCGCGCUUCGGCGGCUUCUGCGGCCACCAAGGACGCCGUCCUCAUGCCCUUCCGUGAGAACAGGGCUCUCAAGAUCAUUUCGGGGCUUCAGAACUUCGACAGGUCCAAUGUUGCGUCUGUCGUCACGGCUGCGGAUAAGGGAGGUGCUACCCAUGUUGAUAUAGCAUGUGACCAGGACUUGGUAAAGCUGGCGCUUGAGCUUACUAACCUCCCGAUAUGUGUAUCGUCUGUGGAUCCUUCAGCAUUCCAAUCUGCGGUAGAAGCUGGUGCUCAAAUGAUUGAGAUUGGAAACUACGACUCCUUUUACGAUGCAGGCAUUGAAUUCUCAUCUGAGCAAAUACUGAACCUGACAAGGGAGACAAGGAAGAUACUUCCAGACAUCACAUUGUCAGUAACAGUUCCCCACACUCUGAGCCUUCCGGAUCAGAUGAGACUUGCAGAGCUACUUGAAGAGGAAGGCGCUGAUAUCAUCCAGACUGAAGGCGGGAAGUGUUCUAGUCCAACAAAGCCUGGUGUUCUUGGACUAAUAGAAAAGGCAACACCAACAUUGGCAGCUGCAUACUCCAUCUCUAGGGCCGUCAGCAUACCGGUGAUGUGCGCAUCGGGGCUAAGUUCAGUGACUGCACCAAUGGCAGUAACCGCAGGAGCUGCUGGCGUGGGAGUUGGCUCUGCGAUUAACAAGCUCAAUGAUGUCGUGGCAAUGAUUGCCGAGGUGAGGAGCAUUGCGGAGGCUCUGGGGACGAAGGCUUCGAGGAAUGUGUCCGAGGACCCGAGAAGAGUUCACAAUUAGUAUUACUAUUCUAGGUCGACACGGCUUUUCUCUGGACAAACUCGAGAAUUCAGUAAGGAAUCAGGAGAUGCAGUUCCAACAGUUUAGCAUUUCUCCUGUCUGCUAGCCUUUGUGCAGAUCUAGAGAAGAUUGCCUGAAAGAGCUAAGAUAACUAAAUCGGUUUACGCCUUCCUCUUUAUUUAUUUAUCAUAUUAUAUCUAUAGAAUUGGAAGAUAUUCUUGCUGGUGAUAUGACCAGACAGUGAUAAAGCUACUUUGAAUAUCAA
Messenger RNA from Triticum aestivum (bread wheat), 2582 nucleotides. Its product is annotated as probable 3-hydroxyisobutyrate dehydrogenase-like 3, mitochondrial. Gene Ontology annotation, molecular function: oxidoreductase activity; NADP binding; NAD binding. The coding region runs from base 18 to 974 and encodes 318 amino acids. The transcript has 9 exons. The record is from RefSeq and is a predicted model, not a curated record. Lineage: Eukaryota; Viridiplantae; Streptophyta; Magnoliopsida; Poales; Poaceae.